AUGGCGCCGGCGGCCGGGGCGGCCGGGGCGCUGGGCGCCGCUGUCGCCGCCGUGUACGCGGCCACGCUGCCGCCCGCCCUGCCCGGCGGCGACGCGGAGAGAGACCCUGUUAGUGGUCAGAUCGAGGGACACGCCUUUUUACAUUAUUUUUUCACAGGGGAGCUGAUCACAGCUGCAUAUGAGCUUGGAGUCGCCCACCCUCCCGGCUACCCCCUGUUCACGCUGCUGGCCACGCUGGCCAUGGGGCUCGUGCCCGGCGGCUCCGUCGCCUACCGAGUGAACCUGCUGUGCGCCGUGGCGGGAGCCGCCGCCGCCGCGCUGCUCUUUUACACCGUGGCCAGGCUUUCUGGCUCAUAUGCUGGAGGAAUCCUUGCUGCGGGGGUGUUUUCAUUUUCUCGCCUAACAUGGCAGUGGUCCAUCGCGGCAGAGGUUUUCAGCUUAAACAAUCUGUUUGUGGGGCUGCUUAUGGCUCUCACGGCGCAUUUUGAGGAGGCAUCCACUGCGAAAGAGAGAUCAAAGAUCGCCAAACUCGGUGCCUUUUGCUGCGGCCUGAGCUUGUGCAAUCAGCACACGAUUGUGCUUUACAUUAUUUGUAUUGUGCCUUGGGUUCUCUUCCGGCUUUUCCAAAAAAAGGAAUUGUCCCUAGGCCAUUUGCUGAAGUUGGGUUUAUGCUUCUUGGCUGGUUUGCUGCCUUAUCUCUAUCUGCCGGCCUCAUCCUACCUCAAUCGAGCCCGUUGGACAUGGGGAGACCAGACGACUUUGCAAGGAUUUUUGACCCACUUUCUCAGGGAAGAAUAUGGGACGUUCAGUCUGGCCAAAGCAGAGAAAGGAUCCAGUAUGAGAGAGAUAUUGGUUUUCCAGCUGACGCAGAUGAAGUCGGAGCUCUCCCUUGCCGUCCUCACCCUGGCGCUCGUGGCCUGUUUAAGUGCAGCCCUGCUGACAGAGCGGCAGAACUUGCCCGUGAUCUGGCUCUUCACUGGGAUGCUCUGUGUUUACUCCCUGUUCUUUGCUUGGAGGGCGAAUCUGGAUAUUACAAAGCCUCUGUUCAUGGGUGUGGUGGAGCGGUUCUGGAUGCAGAGCAACGCGGUGGUCGCCGUGCUCGCCGGCCUGGGGCUCGCCCGGCUCGUGCCACUCGCGGGCGCCGCGCUGCAGACCCGCCGUGUGCCGCCCUGCCUGGAGUGGCUGCCGGCUCUCGCUCUUGUUGCUUCUCAGAUUUGGGCCAAUUACAGUGCUUGUGAUCAAAGCAGCAAUUAUGUUGUGGAUAACUUUGCAAGAAAUCUGCUGUCCUCGAUGCCGACGGGCGCAGUGGUCUUGCUGCGAGGAGACUUACCCGGGAAUGCUCUUCGUUACCUUCAUUACUGCGAGGGGAUGAGACCAGACAUCACCUUAGUGGACCAGGAGAUGAUGACUUAUGAGUGGUAUUUACCAAAGCUGGCAAAGCAUUUACCUGGCAUUCAUUUUCCUGGAAAACGGUGGAAUCCUGUGGAAGGAGUAUUACCCGAUGGGACACUUGUUUUUAAUCUCCAUCAUUUCCUCAAAGUAAAUAAACAGAAGGAAGUGUUUGUCUGCAUAGGCCUUCACGAAGGAGACUCAACCUGGAAGAAGAGCUACUCGCUUUGGCCCUGGGGAACCUGUGAAAAGUUGGUUCCUUCUGAAGUUGUCUUUGACCCGGGAGAGUGGAUUCGUCUUACAAGAAAUCUCUAUAACUGGACAGAAGACUAUGGAAGAUUCAAGCCCUCCUCCUGGGAAGCUGUUGCGAAUGAGGAGAUGUGGCAAGCCAGGAUGAAAACGGCUUUCUUUAUAUUUGACCUUGCAGAAACUGCCAGUGUGGCUGCAGAAACGAAAUCACAACUUUACACAUUCGCUUACACUUUGUACAAAGAAAUUAUCAGCUCUCAUCCAAAACAUCCAGUAAACUGGCACAAAAACUAUGCAAUAGCUUGUGAAAGGAUGUUGCGUCUCCAGGAGGUGCAUGUGGAUCAGGAGACGCUGCUCUCUGAAACUGUGAAACAUUUCCUUCUGUACACGGAGAAAGCAGAGGACGAUCCCCAGCGGCAGGACAUUCUGCGGGCUGUAAAACACCUGAAGAAAGAGCUGCAGGUGCUGAGGAAAAUGAAAAAGAAAGAUCUGAAGCAGCAAACUGCAGAGAGUCUGUUUUGACAGGCCUUCUGAAGCGUCAAAAUGUUGACUUUGGGCGAUAACAUUGAAUUAAUCAUGAACAAUGUGAGAAUGGCUUUAAAAAGCAACAGAAAUAACAGCAAAGAAGAAAUCGCGUGCGAUGAUCACCUUUGUGGAAACGUACUGUUGUUUGUUCUUUGACAUUGUGCAGCUGAACAUU
This is a messenger RNA of Nothoprocta perdicaria, 2338 nucleotides long. It is a transcript of the gene TMEM260, whose product is annotated as transmembrane protein 260. The record is from RefSeq and is a predicted model, not a curated record. Lineage: Eukaryota; Metazoa; Chordata; Aves; Tinamiformes; Tinamidae. The coding region runs from base 1 to 2160 and encodes 719 amino acids. The transcript is spliced from 17 exons.